Alexandromys fortis (reed vole) is the source of this 1514-nucleotide messenger RNA. It is a transcript of the gene C2cd4a, whose product is annotated as C2 calcium dependent domain containing 4A. Bases 416 to 1438 code for a protein of 340 amino acids. The transcript has a single exon. The record is from RefSeq and is a predicted model, not a curated record. NCBI's taxonomy places the organism in Eukaryota, Metazoa, Chordata, Mammalia, Rodentia, Cricetidae.
GAGUGAGUGAGUGAGUGAGUGAGUGAGUGAGUUUUCUCGCUGACUGGACUGAUAUUAGACUUCAGAGGUUUCAGGGAACAGAUGCACAAAUGCACAAAGCGCCUUUUGGCACUGAGGUCAGAGGUUCAAGUUAAAAGACAAAGGUAGCAGGACCAGUAAGUGAGGAUGGAGAAGACUACAGCCGGCUGCAAAUUACAUGACAGCCGACUGGAGACAGGGCGGGUGAUAAACGAUUGUUUCUCAGUCUCUGAAAACAAUUUGCAAUGGGGUGAGGGAUUUUGCCAUGGACAGGACGAAGUGGAAUAAAGAGGACUUUAAUUCCCACUUUCUUUCAGGCUGCCUAUGACAGGUGUGCAUUUGUAUGUAGCAAGCAGGCUCAAACAGAGGAUCACCCAGUUCCAGGACCAGCGGCCAGAUGUGGUGUCUGGAACGGCUCCUGCGGAACCGAGACGGGUUUCUCCCCAGGCUAACCCACCGCACCAAAGCGCGCUCGUCCACUGCAUGCGUUAACGUGCUCACUCCUGACCGCAUCCCAGAGUUCUGCAUCCCACCGAGACUGGAGCCUAACACAGCUUGGGCUGCGCUGCGCGAUGCCUGGGCUGCAGACGCGGAGACGGACGACCAGGCUGGUAGCACCGACUGGGACCCGCGCUCACAGGCUGCCCUCUCGCUGUCACAUCUGCCCCGCGCACGCACCGCCUACGGCUUCUGCGCGCUGCUCGAGAGCCCGCACACGCGCCGAAAGGAGUCGCUCUUCCUCGGCCACCCAGACGCCCCGGUCCCCAGGCCCGGACUUAGCCACCGAGCGCACACCUACACAAGUCCGCGCCAAGUCCCGGACACUCCGCACCCCGCGCCGCAUAAGCCAGAUGCCGCCCGGGUCCUGGCACCCUCUCCUGCUCCCCGCAGACGCCGCCUCCUGCGCGCCCCAGAUAGACUGCUGAGGCUGGCGCUGCGGACACCUCGAGGUCGGACCGGCUCGCGCUCUCCGUCCUCCGGUGACAAGCUCGAACGCGCUGCCUCCUGCGCGCCCCCGGUCCCUGCGAGCCCACGCCCCGAGCGCCUGCAAGCCGAGGCCAGCGUGGCUCUGGGCCGCGGGGAUUGCACGCUGCGCCUGGCCGCCGAGUACUGUCCGCGCAGCGCGUGUCUCCGCCUCCGCCUGCUGCGCGCAGAGGGCCCGGCCGCCGCGCUCGAACCCCGCGCCCUGGGCUGCCGCCUCAGCCUGGUGCUGCGGCCGUCGGGCCAGCAGCGCGCCAGCGUUCUCCGGCGUAGCCGCAAGGCCGCCCUGGACCAGGACUGCUGCUUCGAUGGGCUCUCGGAGGAGCAGCUGCGCCGCCUGGCCGUGCGCAUCAAGGCUGAGAGCAAGGGCCGCGGGCUGGAGCGUGGACGACCGCUGGGCCAGGGCGAGCUGCUGCUGGGCUCGCUACUGCUGCUCUGAGUCCGGAUUUUGUGGGAGCAAGGACACUGAGGGUAUGCACCAUACUCUUGGACCUGGGACACUUGCAGACAGUCAU